Molecule: messenger RNA, 726 nt
Organism: Necator americanus (New World hookworm)
Lineage: Eukaryota; Metazoa; Nematoda; Chromadorea; Rhabditida; Ancylostomatidae
Exons: 1
Coding region: 1-726 (241 amino acids)
Source: RefSeq, a predicted model, not a curated record
AUGAACAAAAUCGAUGGCUGGGGAUCUUUGGAGGCCGAGGGAAAAAUAUUCAUAAUGAUGAAGCCUCAACACGACGCUACCUUCUCACGCGUGAACAAAAUCGAUGACUGGGGAUCUUUGGAGGCCGAGGGAAAAAUAUUCAUAAUGACGAAGCCUCAACACGACGCUUCCCCCUCAAUCGCCCCCAAAAUCGAUGACUGGGGAUCUUUGGAGGCCGAGGGAAAAAUAUUAAUAAUGAUGAAGCCUCAACACGACGCUACCUUCUCACGCGUGAACAAAAUCGAUGACUGGGGAUCUUUGGAGGCCGAGGGAAAAAUAUUCAUAAUGACGAAGCCUCAACACGACGCUACCUUCUCACGCAUGAACAAAAUCGAUGGCUGGGGAUCUUUGGAGGCCGAGGGAAAAAUAUUCAUAAUGACGAAGCCUCAACACGACGCUACCUUCUCACGCAUGAACAAAAUCGAUGUCUGGGGAUCUUUGGAGGCCGAGGGAAAAAUAUUAAUAAUGAUGAAGCCUCAACACGACGCUACCUUCUCACGCAUGAACAAAAUCGAUGACUGGGGAUCUUUGGAGGCCGAGGGAAAAAUAUUCAUAACGAUAGAGCCUCAACACGACGCUACCUUCUCACGCAUGAACAAAAUCGAUGACUGGGGAUCUUUGGAGGCAGAGGGAAAAAUAUUCAUAAUGACGAAGCCUCAACACGACGCUUCCCCCUCAAUCGCAUGA